AUGACCUCUUCACGAUCAAACGUAACUUCCACCCCUAACAAAUCAAGCCUCCCAUCCAAGACAUCACCAGUUUCCUCGAACAACAGUGGUUCUGUACUCACCCCUAGCGUUGCUCUCAACCGAAUUCAACCAUCGGCCACUUCAAGACCGUCCUCGUCUCAAUCAAACUCAUCUUCGACGGUAACCUCAAUCACAUCCAAGGUAAAAUCGCCUACAACAUCAAAAACCCCACUAAACAACACUGGAUCAACAAACAGCAAUGCAUCAAACAUCUCAACCAACGUUGGCCAGGGAAGUUUGAAAAGAACUCCAUCCAAGCAAGAGAACUCAAAGAUCUCAGCCUCAAGUUCUUCGAUCAACGCUACACCAAUCACAUCACCUCCUCCACUUGUUAGAAGCGACUCCAAUUCUUCCUUAAAGAGUUCUACCUCAACCACCUCUAAUACCUCUUUGAAUACAAUGCCUUCAAAUAGAAACGAUGAAAAGGAAGCAACAAUUCUUGUCAAGCAAAUGGAAGGGCUAAAGUCCAGACUAGAGAGGGAGAAGCAAGAACUGGAUCGUCUUGUUGCUGAGAAGGAGCUGGAAAUAAGAUCUCAUAUUUCAGCUCAUCAAGACAAGGCAGAUGAUAUAAAGGCAGAGCUGUUCAAGUUGGAGAGGACGAAAGAAGUCCACGAAAAAACAGUUGAAAUGCUCACAAAAGAGAAGAUGGAAUUAGAACACAAUAUGGACAGCCUUAAAUCGGAAUUGAAAAGGACUUUGGCCUCCUUACACAGUGCUCAAAUUGAAAAUUCCACUCUCAAGAACGAGCUUGACGCUGUGGAAGAAAGGUGUACCUCUCAGGUUGAGAUUCUAAACAACGAUCUAAAACGCAAGCAGCAACAAGUAGGUCAGCUGCAAGCUGAAAAGGAGCAACUUGAGUACAGGGUGCAGGCUCUUCAAUCAGAAUUAUUGCAUCAGCUUUCAAGCGAAACUGAUCAAGAAAAGAUGGCUAUCUUGGAGAAUACGAUAUCCCUUCUUGAAAACGAGAAAAAAAGCUUAAAAUCCCAAUUUGAAACUCUGAGAAACAGUUACGAUGCCGAUACACGGAACCUCGCUAACGAGCGUGACUCUAUCAUGAAAGAACUUGUUUUUUCAAACAACCAAAUAGCCUUGAACAUUGAAGAAAUUGAAAAAGCCAAGCAUAGAUACACACUCCUAGAGCAAGAACUUUUCAACUCCAAGCAGGAAUCCUCGUCCAUGAUUGACUUGCUAAAAGAUGAAAUUAGGACCAAAUCGGAACAAAUUGAAGAAUUAAGUAAUGAACUAUCCUCUCUCAAGAACUUAUCUUUGGAAGGAGAAGAAAGAUCAAACGAGAUGUCAUCUUUACUUUCAACAAUAAGCACGCUCACAAUUGAAAACAAUGCUAUUCAGCAGCAAUUACACGAGCUGAAAGAGAGGAACAUGGACAUGGCCAAACAGCUGGAGUUCAAAGAAGAGAUUAUUGAGGAGGAAAAAACCACCGUUCAAAGAUUGACAGCAAAUAUUGAAGAACUGAAAACGAUGUUGAAAGAGCUGGAAGGGUCAUUGAGAAUUGAGAAUAAUUUGAAGGAACAACUAGCGUUUACUCUCGCAACAGAACAAAAGAGUAGAGAAAUAACGGAAGCAAGUGUCCGAGAAUCAGCACAAUAUAUAUCAGACCUCGAAGAGAAAUUGUCUCAAGAAAUCAGCUCAAAGCAAUCCCUGAUAGAAUUUUAUGAAGUUCGUAUUGCUCAGUUACAGAACGAUUUUGACCGUUUGGAUACUUUAAAAAGAGAAUCAGAAAAUCAAGUUGCAAAAACACAAUCCGAAAACAACAUUCUGCAGGAACAAUUAUUGAAUGAAAUUGAAGGCUCUGCUCUGCUGAAAAUCAACAUGGAAAAAUCAGAAGAAAGGAUAUUGUUACUGGAGCAGACUUUUAAGAGUCAGUUAGAAGUGAUUAGCCACAACGAGAAGCUCUUGAAACAAGAAGUUGAGACCCUUAAUGAAACUCUUCGUAGAGAGCGAUCAACUGUAGAAUCUCUCAGAAACUCUUUGGUAACAGAGGUUUCUGCUCAAAAGUACUAUCCCAAAAAAUUUUGGAUUUAG
Naegleria lovaniensis is the source of this 2103-nucleotide messenger RNA. RefSeq lists its product as uncharacterized. The coding region runs from base 1 to 2103 and encodes 700 amino acids. The transcript has a single exon. Lineage: Eukaryota; Heterolobosea; Eutetramitea; Acrasida; Naegleriidae. The record is from RefSeq and is a predicted model, not a curated record.